Molecule: messenger RNA, 5051 nt
Organism: Carcharodon carcharias (great white shark)
Lineage: Eukaryota; Metazoa; Chordata; Chondrichthyes; Lamniformes; Lamnidae
Product: zinc finger protein 639-like
Exons: 3
Coding region: 289-1572 (427 amino acids)
Biological process (GO): regulation of transcription by RNA polymerase II
Cellular component (GO): nucleus
Molecular function (GO): DNA-binding transcription factor activity, RNA polymerase II-specific; RNA polymerase II transcription regulatory region sequence-specific DNA binding
Source: RefSeq, a predicted model, not a curated record
CGCUUAAGGGAGCGUCUCCAUUUGUGAGCGUGGCCGUCCGAGCAGCGAAUCAAAGGAGCCGAGAGACCGGCGCCGAGGACCUUGCCGAGCCGGGGAAAGAGUGAUCGCCAAGUCCAGUGACGGCUGCCCUACCCAGGCGAAGAGAUUGCGCCUUUCCUGCUGCUUCAUACCCGGGCAGAGAGGCGGCUCCGGGCCUGGCCGCCGCCCCCCAAACCUUCGGGCCGCAGAGGCCGGGGUCAAAAGACACCUUCCAGCCGGGGCCGGGGCCGGGGCCGGGGCCGGGGCACCAUGAGUGAGCAUGGCAAAAGGAAGAGGAGGAAGAGUUUAAAUCCCUCGCGUUACUCAGGGUCUGAGUCCACAGUUGAAGAUGAAGAAGAAAACAAUCCUGAACACUCUAACAAUUCAAGCGAUUCACAAGACCUUUGCAUGGCAGUGAGACCAAUAAACUCUGUUUUGAAAGGAACUAGCAAGAGGCAGUGUGGGUUUGAUAACUGGAGCCCUUUUAACGACCAAGAGAGCAAAUUUAACACAUACCAUCCCGAACAAGAAGUUUCAACUGCCAACAAACACCAAGACGAUACAACAGAAAGUUCAGUUAGCGAUGGCUCGGAGAGACGGGCCAAAUCCCCUUGCUCGACAGUUCUUUAUCAACAUAAGUGGCCUCUGCGAAAACCGUCUUGUGAUGGGCUGUACAGCUGCGAGCAUUGUGACUUCAAUAGCAAGUACCCGCUAGAGCUGAAGCAGCAUGUUAUUCUCAGGCACACGGAUACUCUGCCUAACAUCUGUCCAGUUUGUAAGCGCGAAUUUCUAACGUACAAUCUGCUCCACAAGCACUUACAGGUCCAUGAGGCAGAAGAGCCAAAUGCCUGCCAGUUAUGCAGCUACAGUGCUGAAAACCCGAAGGAGCUUGAGUUACAUGUGGCAGAUGUCCACAACACUGAGUACCUGUACUGGUGUGAGCAGUGCAACAUUCACUUCUGCAGCACCAGUGAGCUCCAUCUUCACUUGCAGCAGCAUGAUGGUGAUGAGCAGUACCUCUGUCAGUUCUGCGAGUAUGGCACAGAUGAUGCUGCUGAGCUGCACAGCCACGUCCUUGCUGAACAUGCGUACAGCCUCAUGGAGAUGAAUGACAGCUCUGAGGAUGGACUUCAGGGACCAGCGGGCUUUAUGAGUAAAGUGAGCUUUGACCGAGAGAGGAACUUCUUUAUCUGUCAGUCAUGUGGCUACAGAAGCCGGUUGUAUGGCAACGUCAACCGACAUGUGGCAAUUGAGCAUGCACGGUUCUUUCCUUAUGUUUGUGACGAUUGUGGGAAGGGGUUUUGCAACACAGCUGAAUAUAACAAACAUUUGAACUUGCACUCAUCUCAGGAGAUCUACUUGUGUCAGUACUGUGAUUACUCUACUGAGCAAAUUGCUAACCUCCGAGCACACAUAGACAUGAGCCAUGCUGCAGCGCUCCCAUACAAAUGCGAGAUGUGCAUGUUGAGAUUUGCAAGUGACAGUGAGCUCAUGUGGCAUCUUGCUAAACACAAACAGAACAAUGAACUGUGGUAUCAGGGAUAUGAUUAUUAAAUAACAUCAUUUAAACUUGGUUACUGUGGCUGGGUCUAUAGAAUUUCAAAAGUGAGAGAAACUAACUGCGUUUCUUUUUUAUGAUUUGGAGGAUGUUCCUGUGGAAGAGUGCCAUGUAAAGCCUGAAAAGCCUCUCUGACUACCAGAUAAUCCAUGGUGGCUUAAUUUGAAAGUGUGGAGCAUUUUCGAUUGAUUUCUAAUUUUGCUGAUUGUAGCACAGUACAUGAUGGUUGAGGACAAAGCAAGAGAACAUCCCAAAUUCCAACCUGUCACAAAUGUGAACAUUUUAAAGCACAGAUUGUGAACAGUGACUUUAAGUGGAGAACUGUAAAAGAACAGUCUGUGUCCUUGUGCCUGAAAAGCAGCUAGAGAUAGUUUCCACUUUAGACAUGAUUGAUGAUCCAUGGACAAAUUGUGUCCACAAUUGAGCUAAUUUUCAGAUGUGCUUAUUUUUUCUCUCAAGUUUCCACUCAAACUCAUUUAUCACCAAACACAACAUCUGCCAUGAACCAGCUUAAUCCGGCAGUGCUUUAGAAACUAUUUUUAAACUUAAAAAAAAAGUCCUUGAUCUAUUUGAAUAGUAACCUGGUGCAAUUUGCUCAUUAUAGCUGAAAAUGGAUUUAUCACAAAAAAUAUAAGCAUUUUAAUCAAUGUCUAGUCCGCCAACUGUGAGUAACCAGCUUUUCAAAUAACUGCAAUUGACUUAAAAGAACAGUACAUUUGCUAGUUAAAAUGGUGUACAGAAAUCAGUUUCUUAUUAAGUUAAAAAUUUUAUACUCAAAAGCUUUUAAAACAUACCUGUUAUAUCCUUGCAUUCACAGGAUCAGUUAAAUUUAAGAGCUUCCUUGAAGGUUCAUAAAUAAACACAAUUAGUAGAAAUUCAUAAAGAUGAUUCAUUCAACCUGGAGGUUUCUCAGUUUUGUGGGCUGGUCUGGCUUCUAGCACAAUGUUUUGUAGACUGGUGCAGAAGAUUGUGGAAAUUUAAUUAGCGGUUAAAGUUUUGUGAUUUUUUGACUGAUUUCGAGCAAAUUGUGGCGAAAGGUCAGCACAGCCAAGCGGAAAUUCCAGGCCCUGCUUUCUGUAAAAUCAUUGAGUCUUUUGCAGAUCAUUUUCUAAUCAAUCUUUGGGUUUGCAAUGGGAAGCAGUGUAUUUACAGGUUGUAGCUGUUGCAUAGGUGAGAGGAGAAUAAGAGAGUAUAAAGGAAAGGGGAAAAUCUCCUGUAUCUCUCAAAUAGAUCAGUGGAAUAAUAUUGGCUGCGUGUUUCAUCCACAGGCUGGACUAUCCUAACCAAACUGGGUGCUGGGAGAAGGCCAGAUAAUACAUUUGGAAAAAUUACAGAACAAAAUUAAAGUUGAAUGUGUCUCAGCAAAAGAUAACUAAUCCAGGAGGGGUAACAAAAAGAUCUUGUAGGAUUUUAUUGCAAAAUAUCAAUUAUUCAGAUACAACGAUGCUGUUCUUUUUAGGGCUUCACCACAUUAAAGUUGGUUAGUAAUGGACCAAUGACUUGCAAUUUUCCUCCUUAAAUGUGUAAAUAUAAAAUGGUGCUUCCUUCAAAUAAAUCCACUAUAUCAGAGUGCACCUCAGAAUUGGAUGGAUGUGAUGGUAAUGUAUAUAAACCGAAGAUGGUUCAUGUACCUGAGUGUCUGCCACUUUAGUGACUUCGUGGGUAUCAUCUGAGCACUGAGAUUUGAUUUUCUGACGUAUUCUAUAAUUCAUUGACUGUUGUUUAGUAUUUAUUUUGAAGGCAUCUAGACCAUGGGUUGUAGUGCAGUAUGAUGGAUCUCAAACCAGCUUAUUUGAAAGUGGUUUGGGCAAAAAUUCACUCCCUUUCCUAUAAUGUAUAUUGGUAUGAUUAAGUAGGCUGUAUAGAGCUGAUUGUGUUAAAGAUCGUGUCAUGUGAUGGGGUAAAUGACAUCAAUUUUGAAACUUAAAAUAAAUUCUGCCAGCUCAGUUGGAAAUUAUGGUUACCUUGUUUCAUUAUAUUCAGUGUGGUUGCAUUCUUACAUGCUCAGUCAAUAAGCAAAACUUACCUUUAGGUUCUCUUUAAGCUUCUGACAAAAAGUGACUUUUAAUAUUUGCCUUGUGUAUAAAAAUACUGCUUAAUAUAAACACAUUAGUUGAGCAUUCUAUUGAAUUGAAAAGAAUGAUGUACUACAAGUCAUACUUAGUGUAAAAUUGGGCAUUGGGCAUAAAAGUUAGGUUUUUUGCAGUUGAACAAAGUGUGGGAUAGAUCCAUAAUGUCACUUAGAAUAUUGUUUCCGCUGCUAAUACGCAGGAUUAGGCCCACAGUUGACCACCUAGUUGCAGGAGAUUUAUGAAGAGUCUUAUCCAGCUCCUAAAAGGCAUGAGCUCAGUGCACCAAACAAAUCACAACUUUUAGCAUCUAAUCGACAUUCUGACAAAGAGGCUGGAAUGCAACAUGGAAAUGUCAUACAGGUACUGUAAAGAAGCUUUUUUGAGAUUGAGAAUAGGCUUGAGGCUAUCACUGGGUACCACCGGGAGAAAAUAUUUUUUCUUAAUAGUGACAUAAUUUAUCUUGAUAAGCACAAAGUUCACCAAAGCAAACAUUUAAUCCAUGGUUUUUAAUUCCUACAUUAAGGCAUUGCAGAAUAUCAAUUGGAGCCACUUUUAGAUAAUUCAAAACUACAGUUUAAGCUUGGUCUGGUUGGUCAUAUAUUCAUUUGGUGUUUUGUCUGAAUGGAAUCAAUUACAUCUGUGAACACUUUUUUUUACAAAGUAUCAACUUAUUUAAAGGUGGAGGGAAUAAAACCUUAGCUGAUAUUCAACUGUUAAGACCAUCAAAGAAAAAGUGUUAUUUUAUAAUACCAUAAUAUCUAACAUUUUGGUUGGGGUAAAAAGAGUUCUGUGUUGGCAAGAAGUCCUCGCCUCCAAACUCAAGUUCCAGAAGAUUUCAAAUUGUGAACAUUGCAACUGCAGAUUUUAUUGCCAAGUAUAAUCUUUGACAUAACUCAUAACUCUGUUAGAAAAUGUACCUGUCUGUUAUACAUACCAUAAAGAAGUUAUGUAAAGCGUCACACAAAUGAUCUAGAAAUUUACUGGUACCUUUACACAAAUUCCUGUAGAACGCCAUUUAUCUUUUUGAGGGCAAAAUAGUAGCAAAAAAACCUUUUAAAGUUAUUUUUAAAGUAUUUGUGAAAUGAAAUACUUAAGAUAACUUGUACAUGCAAUGUGACUUGUUGCAGUUUCUCAAUGCUUGACAAGUAACUUUGUAUUUGCUUAUUUUUGUACACCUCUGGUUUUGAUGGAAUCCUCAUGUUUUAUUAAACAAAUGGAGAAAACAUUUGCAUUCUUGUAACAUUGCACAGCACUCUAUAAAAGUAACUGAUAGAAAGUGGUAGAUUGUAUAAUGGGAGUAUUUUCAGACAUUUAAAGUGUGAACAGAAAGUAAUGCUGUACUUGUUAUGGAAACUAGAGCUGUAUUAUAAGAUCAUGGUAUUAAAAUGUAAUUUUUGCACUUU